AUGCCCACCAUUGCUGUGGUUCUGCUGUUGGCCUCAGGAGCUCUCAGUCUGGAUCCCACAGACCCUGAACCAGGCUGUCAUCGUUACCCUUUCAAUGUCACCAUAAAGAGUGACCGACAGGGGACCUGCCUGGGAUCCCAGUUGAUCCAUGCCUGUGUGGGUUACUGUGAAUCCAGUGCGUUUCCCUCCAAGUCCUCCGUAUUGCUGGCCAGUGAGUUCAAACACAACAUCACCUCGGUAUCACAGUGCUGCACCAUCAGUAAGAUGCUAAAGGUCAGGGUCAGCCUGUUCUGUGGCUCUCGCCGGGAGGACAUUGAGAUUUUCUCGGCUGGGUCCUGUCGCUGCGAUAUGUGUCGCCUGUCCCGCUACUGAUAGCCCCAGGGGCUGUACCUCUCCCCCCUCCUCCUCACCCCCGAGUGACACAGCCACCGCCCGCAGCUCAGGAACCUCGCUGGAAGAAUCCGUUUGGUAGAACGC
This is a messenger RNA of Hemiscyllium ocellatum (epaulette shark), 477 nucleotides long. RefSeq names its product glycoprotein hormone subunit alpha 2 (gene gpha2). Bases 1 to 372 code for a protein of 123 amino acids. The transcript has 3 exons. Lineage: Eukaryota; Metazoa; Chordata; Chondrichthyes; Orectolobiformes; Hemiscylliidae. The record is from RefSeq and is a predicted model, not a curated record. Gene Ontology annotation, molecular function: hormone activity; hormone receptor binding. Gene Ontology annotation, cellular component: extracellular region. Gene Ontology annotation, biological process: cell surface receptor signaling pathway.